This is a messenger RNA of Orcinus orca (killer whale), 8428 nucleotides long. RefSeq names its product calcium voltage-gated channel subunit alpha1 C (gene CACNA1C). Gene Ontology annotation, cellular component: voltage-gated calcium channel complex; membrane. The coding region runs from base 633 to 7196 and encodes 2187 amino acids. The record is from RefSeq and is a predicted model, not a curated record. Gene Ontology annotation, molecular function: high voltage-gated calcium channel activity. The transcript is spliced from 49 exons. Gene Ontology annotation, biological process: calcium ion import across plasma membrane. Lineage: Eukaryota; Metazoa; Chordata; Mammalia; Artiodactyla; Delphinidae.
CUGGGGCGCGCCGGGCGGGCGGGGCGGCGGGCCGCGGGGUGAGCGCCGCGCUUCGCGCUCCUGCCGGCGGCUCCCUCUCGCCGCCUCUGCAGAAACAGCUCCUGCCAGAGCGGCGCGCGGCGCGGCCCGGAGCGGCGGCGCCUUCCUGCCUCCUCGCCCUCGGGACUUGUCGGACCUUCGGGCAGAGGAAAGCGGAGCAGGGCCGGGGAGGACGCGCCGAGAGCGGGCGGAGACGGUUCAGGCCGGCGGCCGGCGGGCCUCUCCCGCCCUGGGGUCCGCGCUCCCCUCUCCCCUUCCGCCUCCUCUCGCUCUGCCUUCCCAUUUAUUUUUUCAAAUGCUGUGGCCGCCAGAGGUGCGGCGCUGAAUUCUUGGAAGGGGCCCGGAUGUGCUGAGGAUGCAUUACAAUUUCACUGAAGGAGGCAGUAGUGGAAAGGAUCAGUUUUUGGUGUUUGAUGCAAUAAUGGGAAUCAGGUAAUCAUCAGAAGGGCAGAAGAGCGACUGCAGAUCCACGGCUUCCUCGAAUUUUGCACGAAAGCCGCCGGCCUCGGAGCAGGGAUUAGUGCAGACCCGCUCGGGCGUGUUUGACAUUUCUUCCUCUUUGUGGCUUCUCCUUUUCAAACAAUUCUUGGUCCAUGGUCAAUGAAAACACGAGGAUGUACAUUCCGGAGGAAAACCACCAAGGUCCCAGCUAUGGGAGCCCGCGCCCGGCUCACGCCAACAUGAAUGCCAACGCGGCCGCGGGGCUGGCACCUGAGCACAUCCCCACACCGGGGGCCGCCCUGUCCUGGCAGGCAGCCAUUGAUGCGGCCCGGCAGGCCAAGCUGAUGGGCAGCGCUGGCAACGCCACCAUCUCCACGGUCAGCUCCACGCAGCGGAAGCGGCAGCAGUACGGGAAGCCCAAGAAACAGGGCAGCACGAUGGCCACGCGCCCGCCCCGUGCCCUGCUCUGCCUGACCCUCAAGAACCCCAUCCGGAGGGCAUGCAUCAGCAUCGUGGAGUGGAAGCCAUUUGAAAUCAUUAUUUUACUGACUAUUUUUGCCAACUGUGUGGCCUUAGCGAUCUACAUUCCCUUCCCAGAGGACGACUCGAACGCCACCAACUCCAACCUGGAACGGGUGGAGUAUCUCUUUCUCAUCAUUUUUACUGUGGAAGCAUUUUUAAAAGUCGUAGCCUACGGGCUGCUCUUUCACCCCAACGCUUACCUCCGCAACGGCUGGAACUUGCUGGAUUUUAUCAUUGUGGUUGUCGGGCUUUUCAGUGCAAUCUUAGAGCAAGCCACCAAAGCCGACGGGGCCAACGCCCUGGGAGGGAAGGGGGCUGGAUUCGACGUGAAGGCGCUCAGGGCGUUCCGCGUGCUGCGGCCUCUGCGGCUGGUGUCCGGGGUCCCGAGUCUCCAGGUGGUCCUGAACUCCAUCAUCAAGGCCAUGGUGCCGCUGCUGCACAUCGCCCUGCUCGUGCUCUUCGUCAUUAUCAUCUACGCCAUCAUCGGGCUGGAGCUCUUCAUGGGGAAGAUGCACAAGACCUGCUACAACCAGGAGGGCAUCGCAGAUGUCCCAGCAGAAGACGACCCCUCCCCCUGUGCCCUGGAGACGGGCCACGGCCGGCAGUGCCAGAAUGGCACGGUGUGCAAGCCGGGCUGGGAUGGGCCCAAGCACGGCAUCACCAACUUCGACAACUUUGCCUUCGCCAUGCUGACCGUGUUCCAGUGCAUCACCAUGGAGGGCUGGACCGACGUCCUCUACUGGGUCAAUGAUGCCGUGGGAAGGGACUGGCCCUGGAUCUAUUUUGUUACACUAAUCAUCAUAGGGUCGUUUUUUGUACUUAACUUGGUCCUCGGUGUCCUUAGCGGAGAGUUUUCCAAAGAGAGGGAGAAGGCCAAGGCCCGGGGCGACUUCCAGAAGCUGCGGGAGAAGCAGCAGCUGGAAGAGGACCUGAAGGGCUACCUGGACUGGAUCACGCAGGCGGAGGACAUCGACCCCGAGAACGAGGACGAGGGCUUGGACGAGGAGAAACCCCGAAACAUGAGCAUGCCCACCAGUGAGACCGAGUCUGUCAACACGGAAAACGUGGCUGGAGGCGACAUCGAGGGAGAGAGCUGCGGGGCCAGGCUGGCCCACAGGAUCUCCAAGUCGAAGUUUAGCCGCUACUGGCGCCGCUGGAAUCGGUUCUGCAGGCGGAAGUGCCGCGCGGCCGUGAAGUCGAGCGUCUUCUACUGGCUUGUCAUCUUCCUGGUUUUCCUCAACACGCUCACCAUCGCCUCUGAGCACUACAACCAGCCCCACUGGCUCACGGAAGUCCAAGACACGGCCAACAAGGCGCUGCUGGCCCUGUUCACGGCGGAGAUGCUGCUCAAGAUGUACAGCCUGGGGCUGCAGGCCUACUUCGUGUCCCUGUUCAACCGCUUCGACUGCUUCAUCGUGUGCGGCGGCAUCCUGGAGACCAUCCUGGUGGAGACCAAGAUCAUGUCGCCCCUGGGCAUCUCCGUGCUGAGAUGCGUACGCCUCCUGCGGAUAUUCAAGAUCACGAGGUACUGGAACUCCCUGAGCAACCUGGUGGCGUCCCUGCUGAACUCUGUGCGCUCCAUCGCCUCCCUGCUUCUGCUGCUGUUUCUUUUCAUCAUCAUCUUCUCCCUCCUGGGCAUGCAGCUCUUCGGGGGGAAGUUCAACUUUGAUGAGAUGCAGACCCGGAGGAGCACGUUCGAUAACUUCCCCCAGUCCCUCCUCACCGUGUUUCAGAUCCUGACCGGGGAGGACUGGAAUUCGGUGAUGUAUGAUGGGAUCAUGGCUUAUGGCGGCCCCUCUUUUCCAGGGAUGUUAGUCUGUAUUUACUUCAUCAUCCUCUUCAUCUGUGGAAAUUAUAUCCUACUGAAUGUGUUCUUGGCCAUUGCUGUGGACAACCUGGCUGACGCCGAGAGCCUCACCUCUGCCCAGAAGGAGGAGGAAGAAGAGAAGGAGAGGAAGAAGCUGGCCAGGACUGCCAGCCCAGAGAAGAGACAAGAGGUGGUGGAGAAGCCGGCCGUGGAGGAGACCAAGGAGGAGAAAAUCGAGCUGAAAUCCAUCACUGCGGAUGGAGAGUCCCCCCCUGCCACCAAGAUCAACAUGGACGACCUCCAGCCCAACGAGAAUGAGGACAAGAGUUCCUACCCCAACCUGGAAACCACAGGAGACGAGGAGGAGGAGCCUGAGAUGCCCGUGGGCCCCCGUCCCCGCCCCCUCUCUGAGCUGCACCUGAAGGAGAAGGCGGUGCCCAUGCCAGAAGCCAGCGCCUUCUUCAUCUUCAGCCCGAGCAACAGGUUCCGCCUCCAGUGCCACCGCAUCGUCAACGACUCCAUCUUCACCAACCUGAUCCUCUUCUUCAUCUUGCUCAGCAGCAUCUCCCUGGCUGCUGAGGACCCCGUCCAGCACACCUCCUUCAGGAACCACAUUCUGUUUUAUUUUGACAUUGUUUUCACUACCAUUUUCACCAUUGAAAUUGCUCUGAAGAUCCUAGGCAACGCAGACUAUGUCUUCACUAGUAUCUUUACGUUAGAAAUUAUCCUCAAGAUGACCGCCUACGGGGCCUUCCUGCACAAGGGCUCCUUCUGCCGGAACUACUUCAACAUCCUGGACCUACUGGUGGUCAGCGUGUCCCUCAUCUCCUUCGGCAUCCAGUCCAGCGCCAUCAAUGUGGUGAAGAUCUUGCGGGUCCUGAGGGUGCUGAGACCCCUGAGGGCCAUCAACAGGGCCAAGGGGCUGAAGCACGUGGUGCAGUGCGUGUUCGUGGCCAUCCGCACCAUCGGGAACAUCGUGAUCGUCACCACGCUGCUGCAGUUCAUGUUCGCCUGCAUCGGGGUCCAGCUCUUCAAGGGCAAGCUCUACACCUGCUCGGACAGUUCCAAACAGACAGAGGCCGAAUGCAAGGGGAACUACGUCACAUACAAGGACGGGGAGGUGGAUCACCCCAUCAUCCAGCCCCGCAGCUGGGAGAACAGCAAGUUUGACUUUGACAAUGUCCUGGCGGCUAUGAUGGCCCUGUUCACCGUCUCCACCUUUGAGGGGUGGCCAGAGCUGCUGUACCGCUCCAUCGACUCCCACACGGAGGACAAGGGCCCCAUUUACAACUACCGCGUGGAGAUCUCCGUCUUCUUCAUCAUCUACAUCAUCAUCAUCGCCUUCUUCAUGAUGAACAUCUUCGUGGGCUUCGUCAUUGUCACCUUCCAGGAGCAGGGGGAGCAGGAGUACAAGAACUGCGAGCUGGACAAGAACCAGCGGCAGUGCGUGGAGUACGCGCUGAAGGCCCGGCCCCUGCGGAGGUACAUCCCCAAGAACCAGCACCAGUACAAGGUGUGGUACGUGGUCAACUCCACCUACUUCGAGUACCUGAUGUUCGUCCUCAUCCUGCUGAACACCAUCUGCCUGGCCAUGCAGCACUACGGGCAGAGCUGCCUGUUCAAAAUCGCCAUGAACAUUCUCAACAUGCUGUUCACCGGCCUCUUCACGGUGGAGAUGAUUCUGAAGCUCAUUGCCUUCAAGCCCAAGGGCCACUUUAGUGACCCCUGGAAUGUCUUUGACUGCCUCAUCGUAAUUGGCAGCGUAAUUGACGUCAUUCUCAGUGAGACGAAUCACUAUUUCUGUGAUGCAUGGAACACGUUUGACGCCUUGAUUGUUGUUGGUAGCAUUGUUGACAUAGCCAUCACCGAGGUAAACCCAGCUGAACAUACCCAAUGCUCUCCCUUUAUGAACGCGGAGGAGAACUCCCGCAUCUCCAUCACCUUCUUCCGCCUCUUCCGGGUCAUGCGUCUGGUCAAGCUGCUGAGCCGUGGGGAGGGCAUCCGGACGCUGCUGUGGACGUUCAUCAAGUCCUUCCAGGCCCUGCCCUACGUCGCCCUCCUGAUCGUGAUGCUGUUCUUUAUCUACGCCGUCAUCGGGAUGCAGGUGUUCGGGAAAAUCGCCCUGAAUGACACGACAGAGAUCAACAGGAACAACAACUUCCAGACCUUCCCCCAGGCUGUGCUGCUGCUCUUCAGGUGCGCCACCGGGGAGGCGUGGCAGGACAUCAUGCUGGCCUGCAUGCCGGGCAAGAAGUGCGCGCCCGAGUCGGAGCCGGGCAGCAGCGCCGAGGGGGAGGCGCCCUGCGGCAGCAGCUUCGCCGUCUUCUACUUCAUCAGCUUCUACAUGCUCUGCGCCUUUCUGAUCAUCAACCUCUUCGUAGCUGUCAUCAUGGACAACUUUGACUACCUGACAAGGGACUGGUCCAUUCUGGGUCCCCACCACCUGGACGAAUUCAAGCGAAUCUGGGCGGAGUAUGAUCCUGAAGCCAAGGGUCGCAUCAAGCACCUGGAUGUGGUGACCCUGCUCCGGAGGAUUCAGCCGCCCCUGGGCUUUGGGAAGCUGUGCCCGCACCGCGUGGCGUGCAAACGCCUGGUCUCCAUGAACAUGCCCCUGAACAGCGACGGGACGGUCAUGUUCAACGCCACCCUGUUUGCCCUGGUCCGGACGGCCCUGAGGAUCAAAACGGAAGGGAACCUGGAACAGGCCAACGAGGAGCUGCGGGCCAUCAUCAAGAAGAUCUGGAAGCGGACCAGCAUGAAGCUGCUGGACCAGGUGGUUCCGCCUGCGGGAGAUGAUGAGGUCACGGUGGGCAAGUUUUACGCUACUUUCCUGAUCCAAGAGUAUUUCCGGAAAUUCAAGAAGCGCAAAGAGCAGGGCCUGGUGGGCAAGCCCCCCCAGAGGAACGCCCUGUCCCUGCAGGCUGGUCUGCGCACCCUGCAUGACCUCGGGCCCGAGAUCCGCCGGGCCAUCUCCGGGGACCUGACCGCCGAGGAGGAGCUGGACAAGGCCAUGAAGGAGGCUGUGUCCGCGGCCUCGGAAGAUGACAUCUUCAGGAGGGCCGGUGGCCUGUUCGGCAACCACGUGGGCUACUACCCCAGCGACAGCCGGAGCACCUUCCCCCAGACCUUCACCACCCAGCGCCCUCUGCACAUCAGCAAGGCGGGCACCAGCCAGGGGGACGCGGAGUCGCCCUCCCACGAGAAACUGGUGGAUUCCACCUUCACCCCCAGCAGCUACUCGUCCAUGGGUUCCAACGCCAACAUCAACAACGCCAACAACACCGCCCUGGGCCGCUGCCCCUGCCCUGCCGGCCAGCCCGGUGCUGUCAGCAUCAGCACCGUGGAGGGCCGUGGGCCCCCCUUGUCUCCUGCUGUCCAGGUGCAGGGGGCCUCGUGGAGGCUCAGCUCCCAGAGGUGCCCCUCCCGGGACAGCCUGAUAGCCAUGGUGUGUCAGGACGAGGCCCCUCGGGAUGAGACUUGUGGCCUGAGGAUGGAUGAGGACGCCGAGUACGGCAGCGAGCCCAGCCUGAUCUGCACGGAGAUGCUCUCCUACCAGGACGAUGAGAAUCGGCAGCUGGCGCCCCCCGAGGAGGACAGGAGAGACAUCCAUCUCUCUCCGAAGAGGGGCUUCCUGCGCUCUGCCUCCCUAGGUCGAAGGGCCUCCUUCCACCUUGAGUGUCUGAAGCGACAGAAGAAUCCAGGGGGAGACAUCUCUCAGAAGACAGUUCUGCCUCUGCAUCUCGUUCACCAUCAGGCGCUGGCGGUGGCGGGCCUGAGCCCCCUCCUGCAGAGAAGCCAUCCCCCUGGCGCCCUCCCCCCGCCGCAUGCAACGCCCCCUGCCACGCCUGGCCCGGCCUGGCCCCUGCGGCCUGUGCCCACCCUGCGGCUGGAGGGGGCCGAGUCCAGCGACAAGCUCACCAGCAGCUUCCCAUCCGUCCACUGCGGCCCCUGGGCCGGGGAGCCCACGCCCUGCGGGGCCAGCGGCGGCAUCCGGAGGGCCCGGCCCGUGUCCCUCACUGUGCCCAGCCCGGCAGGGCCCCAGGGCCGGCCCUUCCACGGCAGCGCCAGCAGCCUGGUGGAGGCGGUCUUGAUCUCAGAAGGACUGGGGCAGUUUGCUCAGGAUCCCAGGUUCCUCAAGGCCACCACCCAGGAGCUGGCCGACGCCUGCGACAUGACCAUCGAGGAGAUGGAGAGCGCGGCCGACAACAUCCUCAGCGGGGGCGCCCGGCAGAGCCCCAACGGUACCCUGCUCCCGUGUGCACACUGCAGGGACCCGGGGCCAGACCGAGAGGGGGGCGCGGAGGACGCGGCCUGGGCGCCCAGCCCCGAGCCCCGCCAGGGCGGAGAGGAGCCCCGGGACAGCAGGGCCUUCGCCAGCAGCCUGUAGCAGCCGGGCCGGAGAUGCCGGGUUUUUAUUUGUCUCCAUGUUCCUAAUGGGUCCGUUUCAGAAGUGCCUCACUGUUCUCGUGACCUGGAGUUAACCGGAACAGCGUCUUCAUUCAUUUCGUAGGGACAAGACCGAGUCGGCGGCCAGGAGAGAAGCAGCCGCGGUCCGUGUCCGGCGGGGAGCGGUGGGGGGAGGGCGCGGGCACCAGGGAGGGCCCCCCACCCCCCGCGGCCGCCUCGGCUCCCUCAGCCCUCACCCAAAGGACCCUACGCCAAACGGGUGUCUUUCAACUCUGCUUGUCAAGAACUCGUUUGCACAUAUUCUGUACGCGCCUCACUGUCCCCAUAGAGCCAGGGCCCUGUGCCUUCACGGCAGGAAGGAGGCCCCGGCCAGGCCCUGGGGAGGGGAGGGCGCUGCAGCUCCAGGCUGGCCACGCCCCCUGCGCCACCCGCGUCUGGACCCCCUUCCCACCCGGCCACGGUCACAGCCACGCCGCACCGUCGGCGCCGGGGGAGCGCGCACGCCCGCCGGGACAGGACCGGUGGUGCUGAGCGUCUGUCCAGCGCUCUUUUGUUUGGGGAUUUGACAUUUUUCUUCACAGCAUGUUGCAGUUUUCAUUUGGGGGGUUUUGUUUUUUUAUACUUUUGUUUUCCCAGGGGGAGGGAGGGAGAAGAGUGUUUACAAAGUUUUGCAGCCACCCACCUUACCGUUUUCACUUUUGCAAAUGUAAAUCGGGUUCAGUUUUGUUGUAUUAUUUAACGGUCGUGGUUUCCUUUUCUACGGAGGACUCAACAGAGCCGCCGUGGGAGAGUUUUACCGGCCGUGGUGUACGCCCGAUAGUUCGUUAUCAUUUCCUUAGGUAGUGACAAGAUUUCUUCGGUUUGGUUUCAUAACUUAAAGGUGAUCAGCAAUGCACUUGGUAGGGUCUUGCACAAAUGUGUGUAGUAGCACGUGCCCGAGAGAGGAAGCAGCACGGGUCUCUGCGAGUGUGUGUGCCGUGUGUACGGUGGGGUGUGUGUGUGCGGGCGCGGGCUGAGUGCAGCCACGCCACGCCCGGGCCGCCAGUCCGCCCGCAGUUCCCCUUGGGGCGUAAGGGUGGGGAGCUGUAAAUCUGGGGCCGUUUGAAAGCAAAAGCAAACCACUGUCUCUGCUUCUGAAACGGGAAUCAGUAACUGCAUUUUCUGUCCCACAAGAUAUGCAAAAACAAUGCAAUAAUAUUCAUUUUAAAAACA